AUGGACUUCAUUGUCUGGGUCGUGUCUAGCAUCCUCCGCUGGAUGCGAUUGAAGGUCUACCAGUAUGAGGUGACCUUCUCCCUAUAUAUGCUUACGCCGAUUGAGAAGCUCAUCUUCAACACGCUGCUCCUUGGUCUUGUCACCAUGAUCGCUAUGGGCACUUACAUUUACCUCCCCGACCACCUCCGCGCCAUCUACGGCCGCCUCUACUACUACUGGGCCGGUGAGCGCUUGUUCAACUCGGUCUUUGGCGAAAAUGGCGUUGCCACACAAAUUGGGGACAUGGUGUACGAGACGGCAAAGAAUGCCGCUGCCACCACGACCAAGCGCAUUGCUGAACUGUGA
Messenger RNA from Penicillium digitatum Pd1, 345 nucleotides. Its product is annotated as serine palmitoyltransferase small subunit family protein. The record is from RefSeq and is a predicted model, not a curated record. NCBI's taxonomy places the organism in Eukaryota, Fungi, Ascomycota, Eurotiomycetes, Eurotiales, Aspergillaceae.